Molecule: messenger RNA, 1833 nt
Organism: Erythranthe guttata (spotted monkey flower)
Lineage: Eukaryota; Viridiplantae; Streptophyta; Magnoliopsida; Lamiales; Phrymaceae
Product: salviol synthase
Molecular function (GO): iron ion binding; oxidoreductase activity, acting on paired donors, with incorporation or reduction of molecular oxygen; heme binding
Source: RefSeq, a predicted model, not a curated record
AUGACAAUGAAUACCGCCAAACCCUCUUCUCCUAGGUAGAAUGGGAAUCUCAUUUCAAAAAAUUACUUGGGGUUGGUAAGUGCAAAUAACUAUAAAAACAUGCCCAUAUUGCACCCCCACAUUAAACUAGAGAUCAUCAAUUAAUACUGCAAAUAUCAUCAAUUUAAUUUAUGAAUAUGGAUAUACUUCUUUUCUCAAUCUUAAUACCCAUAUUGAUGUACGUCUUCCUGAAACUCAUCCUCAUAAUAACGAAAAAAUCAAGCACUCCAAAUCUUCCACCCGGGCCUAUGAAGUUGCCUGUAAUAGGAAAUCUGCACAACAUCAUUGGCCCGGAGCCGCCCCAUCGGGCCCUACACAAACUUGCGACGAAAUUCGGGCCGGUGAUGCACCUCCAGCUGGGCGAACUCUCUACGGUUAUCAUCUCAUCUCCCAAUGCAGCAAAACAAGUGAUGAAAACUCACGACAUCAACUUCGCAUCCAGGCCGUCCAUUCUAGCGACCGAGAUCAUGAGCUAUAACUCCACAAGCAUCAGUUCUUCCGUGUACGGUGACUACUGGAGACAACUCAGGAAGAUAUGCACACUCGAGCUCUUGAGCGCUAAGCGUGUCCAAUCUUUCCGACCGAUAAGAGAAGAAGCGUUUCUCGACCUCGCCAGGUGGAUAGCAAAGGAGGCCGAGGCCGAGGCCGCACCUGUCAAUUUUACUCGGAAACUAUACUCUUGUUCGUACGCUCUCACGUGGACGACGACACUCGGUAAUAAAACCGAGGCUAAGGAGAGAUUACUAAACAUAAUCAAACAAAGUAUUGAAUUGGCCUCGGGGUUUAACGUUGUCGAUUUUUAUCCUUCCGUCAAGUUGCUUCAAAUGGUGACCGGGUUAAGGAGGAGGAUGACCAAGCUGCACCGAGAAUCGGAUAAGAUUUUCGAUGAAAUCAUCCAUGACCACAUCAAGAUUAAUGAUGAUGACGACGAUGAUCGACAUAACAAACGAGAAGACCUACUCGACGUUCUUCUCAAAUUCCUGGACAACGACGGGGGGCAAGAGAUUUCGUUGACUAUGGACAAUGUUAAAGCUGUAGUCAUGGAUAUGUUGGCUGGCGGAAGUGAGACAUCAGCCACGACACUAAUUUGGGCAAUGGUAGAAAUGCUAAAGAAUCCAAGAAUAAUGGAAAAGGCGCAAGAUGAGGUGAGACGAGUUUACGACGACAAAGGGUACGUCGACGAGUCCAAAAUUCACGAACUCGAGUAUUUAAGGUCAAUUAUCAAAGAGACUCUGAGGGUUCAUCCACCAGCAGCUUUGUUAAAUCCAAGAAUAUGCACCGAAAAAUGCGAAAUAAAUGGAUACGAGAUACCCGCGGGUACCAAAAUCAUUGCGAAUACAUGGGCUAUUAACAGGGACCCCGAAUAUUGGGAACACGCGGAUUGCUUUGAACCCGAAAGAUUUCUUGAUAGUUCGGUGGAUUACAAGGGUAAUCAUUUCGAGUACAUCCCAUUUGGUGCCGGAAGGAGAAUAUGCCCUGCGAUAACGUUUGCUCUCGCUAAUAUGGAUCUACCACUUGCUAUUUUUCUCUACCAUUUCGAUUGGAAAUUGCCCGAUGGAAUGAAACAUGAAGAAUUGGAUAUGACGGAACGGGUCGGGGCGGAAAUUACCCGUGUCGAAGAUUUGUAUGUUGUUCCGGUUGUUAAAAGACCAGUGCCGCCGCAUGUCACGUGAUGCAAUAAAUUAAAUGUGUUAAUUAGUAAUAAAGGGAUGCAAGAGUACGUAGCUUGCCCGCCCGUGGUUUAAUUAUUUACAUGCAUUGCUUAAUAAUUAGAAAUGUGUUCAUCGAUCACAA